Molecule: messenger RNA, 1954 nt
Organism: Durio zibethinus
Lineage: Eukaryota; Viridiplantae; Streptophyta; Magnoliopsida; Malvales; Malvaceae
Product: UDP-glucose 6-dehydrogenase 5
Biological process (GO): glycosaminoglycan biosynthetic process
Cellular component (GO): nucleus
Molecular function (GO): UDP-glucose 6-dehydrogenase activity; NAD binding
Source: RefSeq, a predicted model, not a curated record
AUAAAAAAAUGUGCAAUGGGCCGUGGAACGGUAAAAGUACUUCCUUGGUUGGAUCUUCGAGGUAAGUUAGGUGACUAUAUAUACAGUGGAAAGGUCUUAGAUCUCCUCGUUCUUCACCUCAAGAUCUUUCCCAUUUCCCUCCCUCUUCCUUUCUUCUUCUUCCUCACCCAGAUUUUCUUUCUUUUCUUCCUUUUUUUUUUCUUUGAUCUAACAGCUCAAGACCCAGAAAGGAUAUUGAAAAUGGUGAAGAUCUGUUGCAUUGGAGCUGGAUAUGUCGGUGGGCCUACUAUGGCUGUCAUUGCACUGAAAUGCCCUGAAAUUGAAGUGGCUGUUGUGGAUAUUUCUGUGUCAAGAAUUAAUGCCUGGAAUAGUGAUGCGCUCCCAAUCUACGAGCCGGGUCUAGACGAGGUGGUGAAGCAGUGCAGAGGAAAAAACCUUUUCUUUAGUACCGAUGUGGAGAAGCAUGUUUCCGAGGCUGAUAUAGUGUUUGUUUCGGUUAACACCCCAACCAAAACUCAAGGUCUUGGAGCUGGGAAAGCGGCUGAUCUGACCUACUGGGAGAGUGCUGCUCGUAUGAUUGCUGAUGUAUCGAAAUCUAACAAGAUUGUGGUUGAGAAAUCAACAGUUCCUGUUAAAACAGCCGAGGCAAUAGAGAAAAUUUUGACCCACAAUAGCAAAGGCAUCAACUUUCAGAUUCUCUCGAACCCUGAAUUCCUUGCUGAGGGAACUGCAAUUCAGGACCUAUUCAAUCCUGACCGAGUUCUUAUAGGAGGCAGGGAGACUCCAGAAGGUAAAAAGGCAGUAGAAGCAUUGAGGGAUGUUUAUGCCCACUGGGUGCCUGUGGACCGGAUCAUAUGCACCAACCUAUGGUCCGCUGAGCUGUCAAAGCUUGCUGCCAAUGCCUUCUUGGCACAGAGAAUCUCUUCUGUUAAUGCUAUGUCAGCAUUGUGUGAGGCGACUGGUGCUGAUGUGAGCCAAGUGUCUCAUGCAGUUGGGAAGGAUACAAGAAUAGGACCCAAGUUCUUGAAUGCUAGUGUGGGUUUUGGUGGAUCUUGUUUCCAAAAGGAUAUUCUGAACUUGGUCUAUAUCUGUGAGUGCAAUGGCCUCCCAGAUGUAGCAAAUUACUGGAAACAAGUCAUUAAGGUGAAUGACUACCAGAAAACUCGUUUUGUGAACCGAAUUGUUUCCUCAAUGUUUAACACAGUUUCAGGGAAGAAGAUUGCCAUUCUUGGAUUUGCUUUCAAGAAGGACACUGGUGACACAAGGGAGACCCCAGCAAUCGAUGUGUGCAAAGGGCUGUUAGGUGACAAGGCUAGACUGAGCAUAUACGACCCUCAAGUCAAUGAAGAGCAGAUUCAGAGGGAUCUUUCAAUGAAGAAGUUCGAUUGGGACCAUCCAGUUCAUCUUCAGCCAAUGAGCCCUACUUCUAUCAAGCAAGUUAGUGUUGUUUGGGAUGCCUAUGAGGCAACUAAGGAUGCUCAUGGGAUUUGCAUUCUGACAGAGUGGGACGAGUUUAAAACCCUGGAUUACCAAAGGAUUUAUGAGAACAUGCAGAAGCCUGCGUUCGUCUUUGAUGGCCGGAACAUAGUGGACGUAGCUAAGCUGAGGGAAAUUGGGUUUAUUGUCUACUCCAUUGGCAAGCCAUUGGAUCAAUGGCUUAAGGACAUGCCUGCUGUGGCAUAGAUCGAAUUCUGAAGCAACUUGUGUGGGGUCGAGCUAGAACUGAUAAUUGAGAGACGUACAACCCCAUGAUAUAUCUUUUUUCCAAUUACAUUUUACUUCUAGUUUUAAGAUUCCGCCAUUUCCACAUAUACUGGGUUACUUGACACAGUAGUGUCUAUUUGUCUUUAGCCGGUAGAAUAUCUGAUUGGUUAUUGGCUUAAUGUAAUAAGACCUUUACCAGUGAUUUUAUACCAGUUAUCUUAUGCACGAAUCAUGAUACUUGUUCAUUGAA